GUUAGGAUAUAUUUAAUAUCACCCAGACGUGUUGCGAGAUGACAUAAACACAUUGUAUGGUCGUUUGUUUUAAUGAAACCGCGGGCGUUUUUUGGAGUUUUAUUCAAAACACAUUCUUGUCAAACCAGUCUGUCAAGUUUCAGGUAAGAUAGGUAGCCAUUACGCAGGUGAAAGGCGUGAACAGAAACUAACGUUAGACGACACUGUUGUUUGUGGCGAGGACAGAGCAAACAUGGUACAGUAACCAGAAACUAGAAGACCAUACUGGGGAGAAAUUAUAGACAUACAAGGAAAUAGCCUAUUGUGAGCGACCUUCAGACGUCUCAUUACCAUGAGUCGGGAGCGAUCAGACUCCCAGGGGUCACUGGGCCCUGACGAUGAGGUCAUGCCGUACAGUGACGACGAGACGGAUGAUGAAUUGGACCCCGGCUCAGACGAAGAGGGGCCCCCAGGGGGACCACAGCCUGAAGAGAUCAAGAGCACUGAGUCUGGUUGGAGUGUCAAAGCGAACGACAGAGCCUUCUGUAACCUGCCAGAGUUUCAGAAAAAAUACCUUUUGUGUCUCAAGAAGAGCAAGUACGCAGGGAAUGGAAUCAAGACGUACAAAUAUAACGCGCUGACGUUCAUCCCACUGAAUCUGUUGGAGCAGUUCAAACGGGUUGCCAACCUUUACUUCCUGGCCCUGCUCAUCCUACAGAUUAUUCCUGAGAUCACCACGUUGCCUUGGUACACGACCUUAGUGCCUUUAGUUCUGGUGCUGGGAAUCACAGCCAUCAAAGACCUAGUGGAUGAUCUGGCCCGCCACAGGAUGGACAAGGAGAUCAACAACAGGAAGUGUGAUGUCCUCCUGGAUGGCAGGUUUCAAGAGUCAAAGUGGAUGAACAUCCAUGUUGGUGAUGUGGUUCGUUUGAAGAAAAAUGGUCACAUCCCGGCCGACAUUCUGUUGUUGUCCAGUUCAAACCCCAACAGUCUUUGUUAUGUGGAAACUGCCGAGCUCGAUGGGGAAACCAACCUGAAGUUUAAAAUGGGUCUGAAAGUAACAGACGAGAGACUGCAGGAGGAGCGCCAGCUGGCACAGUUUGACGCCAUGAUAGUGUGUGAGGAGCCCAACAACCGUCUGGAUAAGUUCACGGGGACCAUGUGUUGGAGGAAAGACAGAUUCCCUCUGGAUCUGGACAAUAUGAUGCUGAGAGGAUGUAGGAUCAGAAACACUGACGAGUGUCACGGACUGGUCAUCUUCGCAGGCGCUGACACUAAAAUCAUGAGGAAUGGGGGCAAGACCAGGUUCAAGAGGACUAAAAUCGAUGAGCUGAUGAACUACAUGGUGUAUAGUAUCUUUGUAAUCCUGAUCCUGGUGUGUGCUGGCCUGGCCAUCGGAAACUCCUUCUGGUACGAGGAGGUAGGCAGCAGGGCCUGGUAUCUGAAAGAUGGCAAGGAUCAGACUGCUUCUUACAGAGGUUUCCUCAGCUUCUGGGGGUACAUCAUCGUGCUCAACACCAUGGUUCCCAUCUCCCUCUACGUCAGUGUGGAAGUGAUUCGUUUGGGCCAGUCGAAGUUCAUCAACUGGGACCUUCAGAUGUACUACCAGGAGAAAGACACGCCAGCCAAGGCCCGUACCACCACCCUCAACGAACAACUGGGUCAGAUCGAGUACGUCUUCUCAGACAAGACCGGUACCCUCACGCAGAACAUCAUGGCCUUCAAGAAGUGCACCAUCGCCGGACGCACCUUCGGCGACCCCACCACUGCCGAGGGAGUGACUCUGAAUCGUGGAAAGCCAGUGGAUUUCAGCUGGAACAAGUACGCAGACAGCAAGUUUGAGUACUUGGAUCAUUCCCUGGUGGCCUGCAUCCGGUCCAAGAAGGAGAAAGAAACGCUGGAGUUCUUCAAGUUGCUGUCUCUGUGUCACACGGUCAUGGUAGAGCAGAAAGAAGAUGAGUUGGUGUACCAGGCAGCCUCUCCUGACGAGGGGGCUCUGGUGACGGCUGCCAGGAACUUCGGUUUUGUGUUCCUGUCCCGUACCCAGGACACCAUCACCAUCAGCGAGAUGGACCAGGAGAUGACCUACGAGGUGUUGGCCCUGCUCGACUUUAACAGCGACCGCAAACGCAUGUCCAUCAUCCUGAGGUUCCCCGAUGGCCGGAUCCGUUUGUACUGUAAAGGAGCAGACACGGUCAUCUACGAACGCCUCUCUCCUAACUCCAGACACAAGGAAGUGACCCAGACGGCUCUGGAUAUCUUUGCCAACCAGACUCUCCGGACCCUGUGUUUGUGUUAUAAGGAUAUCAGUAAGCAGGAGUUUGACGCCUGGGCUAAGAAGCACAAGGAUGCCAGUGUUGCUAUGGGCAACAGGGAGGCUGCUCUAGAUCGAGUGUAUGAACAGAUUGAGAACAACCUCAUGAUGAUCGGAGCGACUGCCAUCGAGGACAAGCUACAGGACGGGGUUCCUGAGACCAUCGCCAAGCUGGCAAAGGCUGACAUCAAGAUAUGGGUUCUCACCGGAGAUAAGAAAGAAACGGCUGAGAACAUUGGCUAUUCCUGUGAGCUGCUUACCGAUGACAUGCAGAUCCACUAUGGAGAUGAUAUCAAUGAGAAGCUGCGAAUCAGUCAGGCAAGCCGGAGGGACCAGCUGCCUGCGUCCGGUCGAACCAGGAAGAAGGUUCCGGAUCCGUUCUUCCCCGAGCCUGGCAAGAACGCACUCAUCAUCACUGGAGGCUGGCUGAACGAGAUCUUAUAUGAGAAAAAGAAGAAACGUCGCCGCCUUCGCUUGAAGCGUCUCGGACGGAGACCCGCCUCUGCCACGCCCCAGGACUCCACCCAGCCAAUCGACGACUGGGAGAAGGAGAGUCGUCAGGUGGACUUUGUGAACAUGGCGUGCGAGUGCGAGGCGGUCAUCUGCUGCCGGGUCACGCCAAAACAAAAGGCCAACGUGGUCAGCCUGGUGAAGAAGUACAAGAAGGCUGUCACGCUGUCCAUCGGAGACGGAGCUAACGACGUCAACAUGAUAAAGACUGCAGACAUCGGUGUGGGUAUAUCUGGACAGGAGGGCAUGCAGGCGGUGAUGUCCAGUGACUAUGCCUUCGCUCAGUUCCGGUACCUGGAGCGUCUCCUGCUGGUCCACGGUCGCUGGUCCUACAUCCGCAUGUGCAAGUUCCUCCGCUACUUCUUCUUCAAGAACUUUGCCUUCACCCUGGUCCACUUCUGGUACUCCUUCUUCAAUGGGUUCUCAGCACAGGUUGCCUAUGAAGAUUGGUUCAUCACCUUGUACAAUGUGAUGUACAGCUCUCUCCCUGUCCUGCUGGUUGGCUUGUUGGAUCAGGAUGUGAACGACAAACUGAGCAGAAAGUUUCCCAAGUUAUACCUUCCUGGUCAGCAGGGGGCGCUGUUCAACUACAAGAACUUCUUCAUCAGUCUGUUCCACGGCAUCUUCACCUCUCUGGUGGUCUUCUUCAUCCCGUACGGGGCGUUCCUCCAGACCAUGGGGCAGGACGGAGAGGCACCGUCAGACUACCAGUCCCUGGCUGUGGUUAUGGCUUCUUCUCUCAUCUUCACUGUCAACCUGCAGAUAUCUCUGGAGACUUCAUACUGGACCUUUGUGAACUGCUUCGGCGUCCUCUGCAGUAUAGCCAUAUACUUCGGCAUCAUGUUCGAUAUCCACAGUGCAGGAAUCCACGUCAUCUUCCCAUCAACCUUCACUUUCACCGGUGUAGCCCCUAACGCGCUCAGACAGCCCUAUCUGUGGCUGACCAUCAUCCUGACUGUGGGAAUCAGCCUGCUACCUGUCAUCUUCAUUCAGUUCCUCUGCAAAACCAUAUGGCCGUCCGUUGGAGACAACGUCCAGAGGAACAGGAAGAAGUAUGAGGAGGAAGAGGAGGAGAAGAAGAAACCGGCUCCGUUCCAGCGCGACAGACGCUCCCGCCGCUCGGCCUACGCCUUUUCUCACUCCCGGGGUUACGCCGACCUCAUCGCGUCAGGCCGCAGCAUCCGACGGCGGCCUGCUGUAGCUCGCCCCGACCCAAGGGACAGUAUUACAGAGGUCCCCUCAAGCCAGUAACAUAUGAGGGGGACUCACCGGCCUGGCACUAGACUGGUCCCAGAUCUGUUUGUGCGGUCUUGUCUACUCAUAGACGUGCAUAUGGAAAGAAUAGGUAUAAAAAUGUAUAGAUGUAAAGUUACACAAUGUCUAUGGUGACAAUGACCAGAGGAGUUGGCAGGACCACACAAACAGAUCUGGGAUCAGGUUAGCCUGUCCCUAUUUAAAAAAAUUACCUUUAUUUAACCUGGCAAGUCAGUUAAGAACAAAUUCUUAUUUUCAAUGACGGCCUAGGAACUAUGCAUCUGGAACUGAGAACAUACCGCCGGGCCUCAUCUCACCGACCUGGCACGGUCUGAAUCUAUGCAAAGACUGUAACCAUCAAAAAGCUCACUGAACCACUACUAUUCAUGUUUUAUACGGUUUAUUGUGAAAACAAAAACCAAUGUUUUAAUCUCCAGGAUUUUUAAAAGUCUUAUUUUAGUUCUCCUCACCUGGAUGGUUGGAGCAUUGCUCGUCAUCAUUGGGUACUCCUGACAUACAUUUAAGACAUUUACAUUUACAUUUAAGUCAUUUAGCAGACGCUCUUAUCCAGAGCGACUUACAAAUUGGUGCACUCACCUUAUGACAUCCAGUGGAACAGUCACUAUACCUUGGCCCGUAUUCAUGAAGCCUCAAGGGUUAGAGCGCUGAUCUAGGACCAGGUCCCCCUCCCCCCGUACAUGUAAUCUUAUUCAUAUGAUCAAAAAGGGGAAAUGUAUGUUUGAGCAGCACUUUGUGAAUACAGGCCAUGGAGUAUUUGGUUAUGUUGCCUAUCACGGUGUAAUAAUGCUAUCUAUUGCAGGGGUUGCAUUUCAUCUGGAUCUUGGAGUUUUUAAAAUAUUUUUUCUUAAUUUAAUAUAUUGUGAUUUAUUGUUGGUUUGGAUUUAAAUGUACUGGAUCCGUUUUUAAAUGCGUACUUGCAGUCAGAAGGGUGUCAUAAUCAAUCAUAUAUAUAUAUUUUAUUAAUGCUCAAGAAUUUCAGCUUUUUUUUGUUUUUGUCGGCUCGUAAGGAAGCUCCUAAGUGGUGGAUCCUAACUAGAUGAUACUUCUUUUUUUUUCUUUCAUUUUAUGGUGUCUUUUCGGCUGUAAGUCAUUUGACAUACUUUAUAUGGACAUGGUUAUAUUGUAUACAUGCUUUUUAAAGAUGAACCAGUUGUUUACUAAAGCUUCUAUAGAACCCCGCUGCACCUCUGGACAUGCGCUAGCUGUUGUUUUACCUGAGCCAAAUAACCCCCUUUUCAAAAUCUAAACCGGAUGCUUGUCGCCUGCUAGUAGUAUUCUGAGAUGCCAGUAGACAUAACUCUCCUAUUUUAAUCAAUGAAGUAUGAAUGGAUUCAAGGAUUUGCCAUUUUAAUGAUUUCUUUGUAUUGACUCGACAUUUCAUAACAUUUUAUAUAGUCGGACCAUACUGGUUCACUGUCUCAGUCUACAAGGAUGUGGGCAUUUGCAUUGAGACUCAGCCAUGGUUAUUUGCCAAAUACACAAUUUUCCUUUUAUAUAUCAGCUUUGAAUCAAUAUGACCCUUCAACUGAAACAAUACUCUGCGAGUGUGUCAUAAAUAGCACUUUAAUCCCUAUAUAGAGCACUACGUUGGACCAGGGCUCUGGUAGAAAGUAGUGCACUAUAUAGGGAUUAAAGUGCCAUUUGGGACAGUCAUGUUUAUUCUGUUACAUACUUGUUUCUCUGUGUAUAAAGUGACAUAUCUACACAAACCUUGAGCAAAUAGUUAGUCCAUUUGGGAUACAGCAACAGAUCCAUUGGACAACUCCUUAUCACUACCGUUUUAAAAACUUGUUUUUAGCAUUUUGUGUAAAAACGACUUUGAAUAAAAACUACCGAUACAGA
This is a messenger RNA of Oncorhynchus gorbuscha (pink salmon), 5920 nucleotides long. RefSeq names its product phospholipid-transporting ATPase IC-like. Bases 332 to 4054 code for a protein of 1240 amino acids. Lineage: Eukaryota; Metazoa; Chordata; Actinopteri; Salmoniformes; Salmonidae. Gene Ontology annotation, molecular function: ATPase-coupled intramembrane lipid carrier activity; ATP binding; ATP hydrolysis activity. The record is from RefSeq and is a predicted model, not a curated record. The transcript has 28 exons. Gene Ontology annotation, cellular component: plasma membrane. Gene Ontology annotation, biological process: phospholipid translocation; Golgi organization.